Toxotes jaculatrix (banded archerfish) is the source of this 3036-nucleotide messenger RNA. RefSeq names its product protocadherin-8-like. The record is from RefSeq and is a predicted model, not a curated record. Gene Ontology annotation, molecular function: calcium ion binding. The transcript is spliced from 3 exons. Gene Ontology annotation, biological process: homophilic cell-cell adhesion. NCBI's taxonomy places the organism in Eukaryota, Metazoa, Chordata, Actinopteri, Toxotidae. Gene Ontology annotation, cellular component: plasma membrane. Bases 1 to 3036 code for a protein of 1011 amino acids.
AUGGGAGAAACAGGGUGGAACGGGCUGUUGGUGCUCGUGUGCGUCUCUUUGGCGAGCCUUUCUGCUGGCACACAGGGAAAGACGGUGAAAUAUCAGACAUUUGAGGAAGACGCACCGGGGACAGUGAUUGGAAACUUGGCCAAGGACAUCUCCUCCAGUCCCUCUUCCUCGGGAGGCUCCAGGACCAAUUUCAGGAUGAUGAAACAGUUCAACUCCUCUUUCAUCCGUCUGAGGGAGAGCGACGGGCAGCUGUCCAUAGGAGAGAGGAUAGACAGGGAGCGGGUCUGCAAACACACCCUGCACUGCCUCAUCGCUUUCGACGUGGUCAGCUUCUCCAAAGAGCAGUUCAAACUCAUCCACGUCGAGGUGGAGGUCAAGGACAUCAACGACAACUCCCCCGAGUUCCCCCGGAAAGAGUCGAGUCUGGAGAUCUCCGAGAACACAGCCGUGGGCACGCGGAUCCCGCUGGACUUUGCCGUGGACGAGGAUGUUGGGGUGAACUACAUCCAAAGCUAUCAGAUCUCCGUCAACAGCCACUUUUCAAUCGACGUGCUCAGCAGGGCCGACGGGGUUAAAUAUGCGGAGCUGGUCCUCAUGAAGGAGCUGGACCGGGAGACGCAGGCUUCUUACGCGCUGGAGCUUGUGGCUAUGGACGGCGGCAACCCGUCCCGCACCGGAACAACGCGCAUCAACAUCAAGGUGAAAGACUACAACGACAACAGCCCGGUGUUUGACAGGAACAGCUUCUCCGUGGACCUGCCCGAGGACGCACCGGUGGGCUCCCUCUUGCUGGACCUGAACGCUGAGGACCCGGACGAGGGUCUGAACGGUGAGGUGGUGUACGGGUUCGGUAACCAGGUACCCCCAGAAAUACGACAACUCUUCAGAGUGGACAGGAAAACUGGACGGCUCACCCUGGAGAGCCCGAUUGACUUUGAAAGUAAGAACACGUACGAGUUUGACGUCCAGGCCACCGACCUGGGUCCGAACCCGAGCCCGGCCAUCUGCAAAAUAGUAGUGCAGGUCCAGGAUGUUAACGACAACGCACCGGAGAUCUCCAUUACCCCCAUGACCUCCAUCACAGCGGGGAUCGCGUACAUCACUGAGGCGGCGGCCAGAGAGAGUUUCGUGGCUCUGGUCAGCACCUCGGACAGAGACUCGGGCGCGAACGGACAAGUGCACUGCACCUUGUACGGACACGAUCACUUCAGACUGCAGCAGGCGUACGAGGACAGCUUCAUGAUUGUGAGUACCAGCCCGUUAGACCGGGAGAAAAUCCCUGAAUAUAACCUCACGGUAGUGGCGGAGGAUUUGGGUUCCCCUCCCUUCAGGACCAUCACUCAGUACACCAUCAGGCUGACUGACGAGAACGACAACGCUCCGGUGUUCAGUAAACCGGUGUAUGAGGUGGCAGUGGUGGAGAACAACGCACCUGGGGCAUACAUCACCACAGUUGUGGCGCGGGACAUGGACAUGGGGUCAAACGGGAAGGUCAGCUACAAACUGGCGGACACAUACUUCAUGGGCUCCCCCAUCUCCACCUUUGUGUCGCUGGACCCAGCCAGCGGGUCGCUUUACGCGCUCCGGAGCUUCAACUACGAGGUGAUGAAACAGCUGGAGCUCCGCAUCACGGCCAGUGACGGCGGCUCCCCGCCCCUGUCCGGCAGCGCUAAUGUCUACGUGAGGAUUGUGGACCAGAACGAUAACGCACCGGUCAUCACUCAGCCGGCUCUCAGCAACGGCUCCGCUGAAGUCCUCCUGCCCCGGGACGCACCGACCGGCUACGUCAUCACCCGGGUGGAGGCGCGGGACGCAGAUGAGGGCGUGAACUCGGACCUAUCCUACGGGCUGGCCACCGGUGAACCCUCCGUGUUCUCCGUGAACAAAGCCACCGGGGAGAUCUACCUAAACCAGGUGCUCAGCCACGACGUGGACGAGACCCUGAGCGUGACCGUGACGGUGAGUGACAACGGGAGGCCCGCGCUCACCUCCACCGCCACGCUCCACUUCCUAAUCAUCGCGGGCUCCCCGCCGAGCGACAGGACAGUGUACCAGUCAAGCGACGGGGACGAGGUGCACGCGCAGUGGGACCUGUCAGUGGUGAUUAUUGUUGUCCUCGCGGGGAGCUGCACGCUCCUGCUGCUCGCCAUCAUCCUCAUCGCCACCACCUGCAACCGGCGCAAGCAGGACAAAGGCGGCGAAGACAGCGACUCAUACGGGGAGAAGGGCACGCUGGAGAGGGGCAGGAACCACGUGGUUGACAACCCGCUUCUGCCGCUCCAUGGAGCCGGGGGAGGAGCGGGCUUUGACGGACACUCCUACAGCAGCCAGCCUGGUGGGUUCACCUCGGCUCACCCCGGGGGCAGCGACAUGUGCUCGGCCUCUGAGGACGGCAGCGAGGUGCCCUGUGUGUAUGACUCAGACAGCAACAGCAAACUCCGAGGGAAUAAACACGAGGGCUACUCCACUCUGCCUGGCUAUGGGAACGGAAAGGAGGCUGUGAGGCCCAUCACCAUCUGGAAGGGGAACUCUUACACCACCAUCUCUGCCAGGGACCCCGCCUUCAGUGGCAAAGACAGUGGCAAAGGGGACAGUGACUUCAAUGACAGUGACAGCGAUGUCAGUGGAGACACUGGCCUGAAGAAGGAUGGAGCAGUGGUUCCUCCAGUGGGUGGCCAAAAUGGUCUGUGGGCUUGCACCAGUGAGUGUAAGGUCCUGGGUCACUCAGAUCGCUGCUGGAGCCCAUCAGCAGUAAGAGCCAACGCAGCUCCCUCACCAGCCCCGACCCUCUCCUCCUUCAACAGCCUCCCCAAGACAGCGUCCUUGCCCCGGGACCCCCACCGCAGGGACAACUACUACCAGGCCCACAUCCCCAAAACAGUGGGGUUGCAGAGCGUGUAUGAGAAGGUGCUGCACAGAGAGUACGACUACGUCCUGGUCACCCCACCCAGGCCUGUGAGGGUCCAGGAGAUCAGUGAUAUCACCAUCCCUGUUUACACCCCCACUCCAACACACUGCCCCAACAAUGACGUCUAA